Molecule: messenger RNA, 1524 nt
Organism: Aspergillus nomiae NRRL 13137
Lineage: Eukaryota; Fungi; Ascomycota; Eurotiomycetes; Eurotiales; Aspergillaceae
Product: cycloheximide resistance protein
Exons: 7
Coding region: 1-1524 (507 amino acids)
Biological process (GO): transmembrane transport
Molecular function (GO): transmembrane transporter activity
Source: RefSeq, a predicted model, not a curated record
AUGCCGCUUGGUAUUCUAGAUGAUAGUAAACUGGAACAUGUUCCAGGAACAGCACCGUUACAUGGCCUUCAUGAGACCAACACCUACUCCGGCAUAAACCCCAGUCUUCUGAAACACGAUUCCACCGGGCAAAUCGUGCUUGUUCCUCAACCGUCCGACUCGCCGAAUGACCCUUAUAAUUGGCCCCGGGUCAAGAAAGAGCUUUUCACAAUUGCCUAUGGAUGGGGUUGUGGCUGCGUUGGGGGGCGGCCUGAUCUCGCUAUUGCCGUUGGAAGCUUAAUAUUCAAUUCCUUGGCUGUGAAAUAUGGGAAACGUCCGAUUUAUCUUGGAACAACUGUUGGGCUGAUGGUGUCAUGUUUUUGGGCGGCUGAAGCCAAAAGCUUUCGCUCAUUUGUCGCUUCAAGAGUCCUUUGUGGGCUUUGCAUGGCACCUAUGGAGGCUUUGGUUCCGGCCUCCAUUGCGGAUAUCUGGUUCGUUCAUGAGCGCGGGUUCCGUACAGCUAUCUUCAACCUCGGCGUACUCGGUGGAAUCAACUUGGCGGUCCCGAUAGCGGCUGCAAUCAUUGAGUACGGAUCGCAUCGAAUUGCAUUACAUGCGAUGGGUGGUGCCUUUGCUCUGGCAUUGAUAAUGGUCUUCUUCUGGAUGCCGGAAUCCGCAUAUGUGAGAGAAACGCUGAAUAUCGAUACUGGAGAAACAAAUGGUGCUGCCGAAGAAAAGCUAGACGUGGAGCAGCUCGAAAACGCUCCAAGCACUAGAGUCCAAGCAGCCGAUGCACGCCACUCCUGGGCCAAAGAGCUACUACCGUACAACGGUUAUGUCAACCAUGUCUCGUUCUGGAAUACUAUCAUCCGGCCAUUCUAUCUUUUGGCUUCGCCACCCGUUCUUUGGGCUGUGCUUCUUUUCACCAACUGUAUAGCAUGGCUCGUGGGAAUUUCCCUCACCCUAUCCCAGAUUUUUUCCGCGCCACCCUACAACUUCUCCGUGAUGGGCGUUGGAGCAACGAACCUGUCGUCCUUUGUCGCAUCAGUCCUUGGUACCUUUAGUGCCGGACCCCUGAUUGAUGGCCUAGUUACCAAAAUGUCCAAAAUGAACGGCGGUAUCUUCGAACCCGAGUUCCGCCUACCGAUUAUGGUUACGUACCUUUUGUUUACCUCAACGGGUUUCUUUGCCUGGGGCCAGUCUUCCUAUGCACAAGACCCGUGGCCUGUACCGGUGGUUGUGUGCUUGGGCAUGAUUAAUUUUGGUGUCCAGCUGGGCACCACUGGCGUCGUCACCUAUAUUGUGGACUGUCACCGCGAGAAGGCCGGUGAGGCCUUUGCGACAAUGAACUUUUUCAAAAAUCUCUUCGCAUUUGGGCUGUCGUUCUACCUCAAUGGGUGGAUUGAUAACCAGGGUGUCCGCAACUGCUUCUUCACUAUUGGUGGAAUCACAAUGGCUGCUGCAUUGUUCACUAUCCCUAUGUAUAUCUACGGGAAACGAGCCCGAAGCUGGGUACACCGACAUGGAAUUGCUGAUCGACUGUAA